AUGGCAGGAAAAACUGUAAGCUUCAAUACACAUUGCAAUCUGUCGGAGUCCCAGGUAGAGUCGGUGGCGCGAUGGCUGAGCUGCAACGGGGAGGUAUGGGGGAUGGGGCCCACGGCGGUGUUCGCGAGCGCCGCGGCGCUGUUCCUCUACAACGAGCUGCAGGCGACCAUCUUUGUAGCUGGCGACCACGCCCACGUCUCGCUGCUCGAGAAAACGCUGGUGUGCUCAAUGGUGGCCGGAAUGUUGGCGCUGAUGAUCCAUCUUUGGGUGUGCUCCAUGCGCUUCUUUCAGUACUAUCUCGACACCCUUAUUAGAGACAGCCCAAAUAUUCUUCUCGAGAUGACGACGGCGGGCUUCCUCGGACAAACAGAGAUGGUCCCGCUGGGGCCUCUCACCCGCUUCCUGAAGCAGCAGCAGCCGCAAAUCCACAUCACCAUCUGCUGGUUCCUGUCGCUGUGCUACGCGGACUACGUCAGGAAGCACUACUGCCAGCGCUUCAAUAUGCCGUAUUUGGAGCAGUGGCAAGCAGAACUGCACGCCCGCGCCUCCCGCGGCGUGCAUCACACCAUACAGAAAGUGAACAGUUUCGUGGGUGCGGUGCACCAGCGCCUGCGCGGCUACACGCAGGCGGUUGACGUGCACACACUGUCCUCCACCUGUUUGCGACGAAUCUUGGAAUUCUUCGGUCACAUUGCAAGAAAGAGGGGAGAUAAUCUUGAGAAAGCCCUCAUCACUGGCAGGUUAGAAGGAAAAAGGCCCCGAGGUCGCAGUCCAAUGCGUUGGACGGACCAAGUCAAAUCAUCUGCAUUAAUCAACAUAUCAGAAGCAAUCCACAUAGCAGAAGAUCGGGACAAAUGGCGCGAAAUAAGUGCGGGCGGGCGCGUGUCGCGCGAGGCGAGCGCCGCGGGCAGUCGCGUGUCGUUCGCGAGCGCGGCGCGGGCGGCGAGCGGGACGAGGGCGGACGGUGGGCGGCCGGACCGAGUGGUCGGCGCGCGCCUCAUCAGCCAAGCUAGUGAGACCACCGCCGAUGUGCUGGAGAAGCUCAGAGCUUAUGUUUCGAAAACUCGUUGUCCGUGCACCAACAGCGCGCAGGAGGGGCUCGCACGCGCCGACGCCAGCGCAGAUAACCACGAUCCCACCCACCUUUGA
This is a messenger RNA of Zerene cesonia (dogface butterfly), 1149 nucleotides long. RefSeq lists its product as uncharacterized. Lineage: Eukaryota; Metazoa; Arthropoda; Insecta; Lepidoptera; Pieridae. The record is from RefSeq and is a predicted model, not a curated record. The transcript has 8 exons. The coding region runs from base 1 to 1149 and encodes 382 amino acids.